AAUGCCUCCGCCCGCUCCCCUCCCAUCCACGUGCCCACCGCGUCCGCCUCCCUCACGGUCACGGCCCACGGGCCGCCGCUCCCCACCUCGCCGCCCCUCCGCUCCCCUCUUUUAUUCCCCUCCCCCCUCGUCGCCAGCGGCCCCCGACUCGCAUCCAUCCAUCUCCAGCCACCGUAAGGGGAAAUUUGUCCAGACUUCUAGGGUUUCCUGAGAGAGAGAGAUCUGGGCGGGAGCCAUGGACGGGAAGCUGCCGCCGCCCAACCCCAACCUCCCGUACCGGGAGGACUGCUGGAGCGAGGGCGAGACGGCCGCCCUCGUCGACGCCUGGGGGUCGCGGUACAUCGACCUCAACCGCGGCAGCCUUCGCCAGCCGCAGUGGCGGGAGGUCGCCGACGCCGUCAACACGCGCCCGGGGGCCUCCGCGCGCCGCCGGCCCCCGCGCACCGACAUCCAGUGCAAGAACCGUGUCGAUACCCUCAAGAAGAAGUACAAGGCCGAGCGGGCGCGGGGCGGGCCAUCGCCCUGGCCCUUCUUCCGCCAGCUCGACGUCCUCGUCGGCCCGACCCUCUCCGCCGCCGCCGCCGCCAAGAAGCCCUCCCCGCCCCGCGCGCUUCCCAUGCUGAGGAGGCGCAUGUCGCCCUCUCGCUCCCCGUCGCCGCCCUCGCCAGCACCGCCGAUGGCGCUCCCCUUGCCCAACUACCGCCGCGGGUCCAACCUCCCGGCCGCUGACCUCUUCCAUAAGGCCGCCGCCGCUGCGGCCGCCGCGGAUUCCGACUCGGAAGAUGGCUACAACAACAACAUUAACUAUGACGACGACGAGGGCUCGCAGCAAUCGGCCUCGCGCUCAGUGUCGUCUCACUCUGGUGGUAACGGUCCUCCUGCUCUUGGAGGUGGCGGCAGCAACAAAAGGAAGAGGGGCGGGGCUGGAGGUUUUGGGGAGCUAGCGAUGGCAAUGGAGACAUUCGCUGAUAUGUAUGAGCGCAUGGAGGCUGCCAAGCAGAGACAUGCCGAGGAGAUGGAGAAGCAGCGGAUCAAGUUCCUCAAGGAUCUGGAGCUCAAGCGGAUGCAGGCUUUCGUGGACAUGCAGCUUCAACUUUCGAGGGUAAAGCACGCCAAGAAUGGUACCUCGGAGAUGCUUAUGUCUCUCGCUGCACUGCCGUUCCUCAGCAACCCUGCUUACCUCUGAUGUAAGACCUUAGAUUACUUGGAGUCAAGCAUGGUAUGGUGCUGCUCUUUGAUGAAGACAAAUCUAGGUUCAUUGGUAGUUUGGUGUAUAGGCUCUGGAGUCCGGUUGUGUAAAACAAUGCUUAUGUUCCAGCCAAGAGCUUGGUGUUGCCCGCGUUUUCUGGACUCUAAUUCCGUUGGCCUUUUGUCUCUUUUUGUUCCGCUGGGUUGUCAACAGAUAAUUUUAUUGUUCAGUUUUUGUUUCAGUUAACAUGAUUUAAAAGGUUUUCCAAAAAAACAUGAAUAUGAAUCAGUUUCAUCCAGCUGUUUUUUUUUUGUAAUGGCGGUUAUCCUGCAUUCAUUAAGAAGAAGAAAAUAGUUGCUUACUUGAUUAGCGAAAA
Hordeum vulgare subsp. vulgare (domesticated barley) is the source of this 1565-nucleotide messenger RNA. Its product is annotated as trihelix transcription factor ASIL2-like. Lineage: Eukaryota; Viridiplantae; Streptophyta; Magnoliopsida; Poales; Poaceae. The transcript is spliced from 2 exons. The coding region runs from base 236 to 1186 and encodes 316 amino acids. Gene Ontology annotation, cellular component: nucleus. The record is from RefSeq and is a predicted model, not a curated record. Gene Ontology annotation, molecular function: transcription cis-regulatory region binding.